Messenger RNA from Zonotrichia albicollis (white-throated sparrow), 3518 nucleotides. Lineage: Eukaryota; Metazoa; Chordata; Aves; Passeriformes; Passerellidae. The record is from RefSeq and is a predicted model, not a curated record.
UUCGUUCCAAUAAGAAAAUGCUGUUAUUGGUUGGAGGAUUGCCUCCCGGACCUGACCGGCUACCCAGCAAUUUGGUUCAGUAUUAUGAUGAUGAAAAGAAGACAUGGAAAAUACUGACAAUUAUGCCAUACAACAGUGCCCAUCACUGCGUCGUGGAAGUGGAAAACUUCUUGUUCGUGCUGGGAGGAGAAGACCAGUGGAACCCUAAUGGGAAACACAGUACAAACUUUGUUAGCCGAUACGAUCCCAGGUUUAACAGCUGGAUACAACUUCCACCCAUGCAAGAGAGGAGAGCCAGUUUCUACGCCUGCCGCCUCGACAAGAACUUGUAUGUCAUCGGUGGAAGAAACGAAACUGGCUACUUGUCCAGCGUGGAGUGCUACAACCUGGAGACAAACGAGUGGCGCUACGUGUCCUCGCUACCCCAGCCCCUGGCAGCCCACGCAGGAGCCGUCCACAAUGGCAAGAUAUAUAUUUCAGGAGGUGUUCACAAUGGAGAAUACGUCCCCUGGCUGUACUGCUAUGACCCUGUGAUGGACGUCUGGGCCCGAAAACAGGACAUGAACACAAAACGAGCAAUCCACACUCUGGCUGUAAUGAAUGAUCGACUGUAUGCAAUUGGAGGGAACCAUUUGAAAGGUUUCUCCCAUCUCGACGUAAUGCUUGUGGAAUGUUACGAUCCAAAAGGUGACCAGUGGAACAUCCUGCAGACUCCUAUUCUGGAGGGUCGCAGUGGCCCUGGCUGUGCAGUCCUUGAUGACAGUAUUUACCUUGUAGGAGGCUACAGCUGGAGUAUGGGAGCCUACAAAUCUUCUACCAUUUGCUACAGUCCUGAGAAGGGGACUUGGACAGAGCUGGAAGGUGACGUUGCGGAGCCCCUGGCAGGACCUGCGUGUUCGACUGUGGUAUUGCCGGCCUGCGUCCCGUACAACAAGUGAUGGGCCAGGAGCACUGACACGAACACUGAGUGCAUUUGGGAAAAUAAUGACGGGUGACGUAAAUAUUUUAUUAGAACAGAGUUCCUGGUAAAACAAAGCUACCAUAAUUGACCCCUCAUUCCAUGUUUAUGCUUUAGGAGCAAACUAAAAGAAAAGAAAAACCAAGCGUUGUCCCAUCUCAGAUAGGUGCCGGUGUCUUAAGAAGCGAGAAGCUAAAACACACCGAACAUUACAUGCUGACAGACUGCCAUUUCAGACUGAUUUAAACUUUUCCUGCUGCAGAGACACUCCUCACAUCAAAUUUAACUUAAAAAAAAAAUGAUGGCUAACUUUUCAAAUAGAGCCUGAAGAGACAAGAUCAGUAUUGUGCAUUGUAUCUACCUGCAUGUGAUCUGUGUUGAAGUCAUGAGGAUGUUGUUUUCAUGAAUGUUUCAGAAUUCAGAUAGUGAAAAGCUCACACUGCAUUGCAGAAUUGUCUCCUCCUCUGUAAUCCUAACCUACAACUACUUCAUAUGCUCUGCAAGCAACACAGCAUCAGAAGAUUAUAAAAGGUAAAGAAAUAUCAUUCAGUUUUUGCGCAGCUUGGCAACUAAUACACUCUGCCUUCAAAGUCCCCAUGUGCAAGUGCAGCAGAAAGCAGACUACAAUGAAAGCUAUGCUUUACAGAGCACUUCUUGCAAUAGCAGCUUAGGGAUUAGGAUCAAAUUCUGCUAAUCACGCUUGUGUAAAGUCAGAACCAUUUCACUGAAAUCACAUGGAAUGACUGGUUCUACAUUAGUAUAACAGAAUUUGGAUCCUACAGCUUAAAAUCUGGCUUUGAAAAGUAAGUUAUUUCUAUGACCACUUAACGAAGCACCAGAAACCUUACUUCCUUUUCACUAACCUGUUAGAUAUCAGCAUCUGUGUAAGUUCUUUCCAAAGACAAGAAGACUGCAUUUAAUAAUAAAUUGAUUGCUUUGGACUCUAAAAUGCUUAGGCAUAUUUUUGGAGAGACACUGGUAAGUAGUUAAAGUAGUCCUGUGUGGUUGAUCUUAAUAUGCACUCUGUGAGAGUUUUACUAUUGAUCCAAAGUAAUAUAAGGCUAGACUUUCCACUGCCUUACAGCCUGUGUAAUUAUUUACACAUUGCAAAGCGAGUUCAGAAUGCUCCCACAUGGGACCUGUAGCAUUUGGGAUGUGCUUCAUGAAGUCAUAGCUGCUUGCACAAAUCAGAUUAUCUAUGUGUUAAGCUUAUGUAUUUCUGUCCUGGCUUUGCAAAAGCAGUGACAAAAUCUGAGCCUGAUUCUUCACCACCUUGCAGCUAACAGACAUAAUCAUCUGCACCUCAUUAAAGUAUGUGCAUAAUUCUUCCACUGUGGUUUACUAGUGCUGCAUCCAUCACUCUCAGGACCAUCCUCUUUACUGGUGUAAACUGACAUUGCUCCAUCGAAGCCAAUGGAUGUACUUUAUGUCAGAUAAAUAUCUGGCCUUUAAUUUGCCUAGUUGUAGCUAGCUGCACCAGAUAAAGGCAAAGGACACCGCGAUCCUGCAUUUUCAGCCCUGCACAUAUCUUUCACAAGAGGACUUAAUGCUAGUGCAUUAAACAAGGAGCAGGCAGCUACUGGAGGUUGGUUUCAGCUGCAGAGGCAAUAGAUGGGAAAAAGACUUCAUUAUUUGCUUUGCAAAAUAGAAAAAGGGUGAAUGUACACAGAAAUUACACUAUAUAUUGAUGCUUGAGAGCAAUAUAAAUAACAGAGAGCAAAUAUCAUGGGACUGUUUCUCUCUGGCGUCAGUCCAAUUUUAUUGCAACUCCCUUGCUUGCAGCAGAAUUACACAACUUGUAAAAUUGGGGUAAUGCAGUAAAGACUGGUACCACACAAAUGCAAUAAUCCAAUUGAUGAGGUAGCUGCAUGCCUGGAAAAAAAUGUUUAAACAAAAUAAUUAUCUGAAGAUGCUAAUAUUUGAAUGUGCCCUUGGGGAGUUCUCCAGUGAGCAUCACUAAGGAACUCAUAAAGGUGGAGUGUAUAUCCUGAAAUCUCAAUCCAUUUCUCCUACAUAGUGCAAUCUUAGUUGGUUUUGUAUUUAUUUAUAUUGUUCAGAUCCAAGGGAUCCCUUGUAAAAUAUAUUUGGUGCAAUCAUGACUUUUUUCCUUUCCUGUUGAAAGUAUAUAAAUAUAAAUAUAUAUAUAAAAACGAAACAGUUAAGAUACUAAAUGAAGAAACCUUGUAUGACAUUUAAAAGGUCUGCCACUGAACAUUGUCUGUCACCUGUCUCUACUAAAAUGUACCAUUUUUAAAGGAUACUUCUUGUCCUUUUAAAUGGUUCCUUUUUUUUACCAAGAUAAUUUAAAGAUUUAUGAGGACUGUAUCUAAAUCUUUCUAUCUAUCAGGAAGGCAUGACCAAGGAAACAAUGCUAACUAAAUAAGUCACACAAAGAAUGUAAAUUUUGUACAGUACUAGACUGUGUAAAUGAAGCUUGCUUGUAGGGGGGAAACUUUAAAUAAAACUUUAUGUACUAAUUCAACUGUCUGCCAUAUUCCUACUUAUAAAGUGUAUGUAUAAAUAAUAUCUACAUUAAAUUCUUUGGAACUUUUUUUAUCAU